Molecule: messenger RNA, 10529 nt
Organism: Pangasianodon hypophthalmus (striped catfish)
Lineage: Eukaryota; Metazoa; Chordata; Actinopteri; Siluriformes; Pangasiidae
Product: trinucleotide repeat containing adaptor 6A
Exons: 24
Coding region: 551-5656 (1701 amino acids)
Biological process (GO): positive regulation of nuclear-transcribed mRNA poly(A) tail shortening; miRNA-mediated post-transcriptional gene silencing
Cellular component (GO): P-body; nucleoplasm
Molecular function (GO): nucleic acid binding
Source: RefSeq, a predicted model, not a curated record
CGGCGCUCGGGUAGUGACAGACAGAUGCAAUGCGAGUGAAGGAAAUGGCGGCUGAGCAGGACAAACGUUUCCCCUCCUAGAUUCUGCAAAAGCGUUACAUUCAUAUAGCCUUAUCAUCUGCUUUCAUUUGCUCUCUACUGCACUUUAAAACUUUACGAGAGAAUUGGAUGCUGUUGUCACCAAAGACGUUGACAGAGAAGAAACAGGGAAGACAAAAGGAAAAGAGCGGGCAUUUCAUGGCAGGAAGAAUAUUCUGCAGCUGAAGGACGAUAAGAAAGAGGAGGCUGGGGUAAAGUGCCAGAACAUACGAAGUCCAGUUCCUGCCAGCCAGACCACCUCUGUCAAAUCCUGCACCAUCAGCGAUGCCAACUGGCCCAGAAACCGCCAGCGCCCGCCACAUCUCAGCCGGAAGCAACUGCUGAAAUUUUAGCGCCGUACCGCGGCCCUCGCCGCCAUCCUGGGAACUCAAGUGCAGCUCACGUCCAUCCACCGAGGGAAGCAAAACGCUGAGGGGCCUGAAGUAUACUGCACCAAAGCUCACCUCUCAGGCAUGGCUCCCAUUCGGGACUCGGUCAGCCACUCCCCUAACCAAACAGGUUUGGAUCACGCUGGUCUGGACCCUCAGUAUGAGAAUUCACCCUGGAGCUCUGGCUCACCCUGCAGUGACUCAAACAGUAACUGGGGCAAAGUGAUUGUAGACAGCUGUGAUAAGGGAGCCUGGCCUUCCAUCACUGGUAGUGACCCAGAGCUGGCCUCAGAAUGUAUGGAUGCUGACUCUGUCUCCAGCUCCGGGUCCGAGAAAAACCUCUGUAUGAUGGCGUCUGGGAUUGCUGGUGGUGACAGCAAUGGCAAUAGGCAAGGCAGCAAUCAAGGUUCUCAUUUCAUGGUUGCAAAUGGCAGCAAUAAUGUGGCUAAUGGGAGUGUUAAGGGUCCUUGGGGCUCAGUGCUAAGCACAUGUCAAGGUUCCGGAGAGAGCCCCAGUGACAAGCUGGCAGAAGGUGGUCAUGGAAAAAUGAAUGCAUGGGGUACCCAAGGUCCCUCUACUAAUGGAGGUGUAAAUCCAAGCACUUUGAACCCAAAUGCCAACCAUGGUGCCUGGCCCGUUCUGCAGAAUGCUGGUCCCAACUCCCAUGGGCCUUUGGGCAAUGGGAACGGGGGCACCAACACUCAACGAAGCACCAUAGGUCAAGUGCCCAACAUGCAGAGUGUUAACUCUAAGAUGUGCUGGGGAAGUCUGCAGGAAAAGGUGGUUGAAUCUGAAGUCAAUGGUACAAGCAAGGUUCUAAGUGGGCAGCCUCAAAACCUUAACACUGAAUUUAACGGACCAAAUAACACUACUAACCCUAUGACCUCUAGUUUACCAAACGCUACAGGUUCACUGCAGAUGAAUGAACGAUCCUGGCCUGUGAGCACAGGGGGCUCCCCUCAGCUCCAAACUUCUCCUGUCUCUAAUGGCACUUCCAUUUCUCAGCAUGGCAACAGCGAGGGGAUGAACAGCGGGUCCUACGGUACAGCAUGGGGUGCUCCGCCCAGCACUACUUAUUCUGGAGACAAAUGUUCUGUCCCAAAAGGCCAAGCUGUGGGCGACACUGUGAAUGCAACUCUAAUGCAGUCCGGAGCUAAUGGAUCUUCUGUGAGUGCUGCUUCUUUCAAAAAUAAUAAUAAUGGGAUGGUCAGUUGUGGAGGAGGCUGGGACUCUCAGUCCACUGCCUCUCAAAGUUUGACUUGGGGAGCAGGUAACAGCAUGGGUGCUGCUGGAGCCUCUUGUCCCUGGGGUAGCACCUCAUCUUCCUCGUCGUCCUCCUCAACGUCUUCAAACACUGGCACUAAAGUCUCGAGUGGGGAGUGGGGCGCAUUGCCCGGCAACAGUCAGCAUUCCAGUGAUGGCACAAGUGGGAGCAGGAAGGGAACAAAUGGGUGGAAGUCCUUGGAAGAUGAUGCCCUUGGGAUAGGGAGUGGUGGUCAGUCGUCCCAAGGCAGCACAUGGAACAAAUCCACAGGCAGCGAAGGAAGUGGAGAAAGCUCGGGAACUCGUAGUGAGAGGGAUGGACAACGUAGUGGCAACCGCAGGAGGGGCAACCAGCAAAGUUUGAUACAAGCAGCUCUCUCAAGAACUGAUAUGGACCCAAGGGUGCUAUCCAACCAAGGAUGGGGACAGACCCCGGUCCGGCAAAACACUGCCUGGGAUGUAUCCAGCUCUGAGAAGAAGACUGGAAAUGGGUCACAGGGAUGGGGUAGUGCUCCCCCCCAGACGGCAAGCUCCCAAAGUGGAUGGGGAGAUACACCCAGUACCAACACUAAUGAUGCUGGUGCAUCUGGUUGGGGCGAGCAGAAGCCCACCUCUGGCUGGGGGGAGACCAAAGCUCAAAAUGGCUGGGAAGACUCUUCAGCCGGCAUGAACAAGGGUAAUUCAUCUUGGGGUAACUGCAAGGAUGACAAAUCCUCUUCCUGGAGUAAUGGACAAAAGACAAAACAGGGUUGGAGUGGCUCUUCUGGAGAAGGAUGGGGUGGAGAAGGGUCAAGAGGGAACCACUGGGGGGAGCCGCAGAAGUCUGGAUCUGGAGGUUGGGAUAGCGACAGCGAUCGUUCCGGUUCAGGAUGGAGUGAGACAGGGCGUUGUAACACAAACAACACUUGGGGAGGAAGUGGAGGCGCUAACACUCCUGACCAAGGUGGUCAGUCAGCUGGAUGGGGAGAUUCUGUGAAGACUAACAAUCAGAACCAAGGCUGGGGUGAGCCAAUCAAACCAAGUCACUCCAACCCAGCCUGGGGUGAAGCUACAAAAUCCAGCAACCAGUCAGAGUGGGGAAAAGGCCAGGAUGCCAACACAGGGACCUUCAGGGCAGGAAGUAGCUCUCAGAAUGGAGCCAAAAACAAGCCGACUGGAUGGCUGGGAGGUCCGAUGCCUGCUGCUCUGAAAGAAGAAGAGCCAACAGGUUGGGAAGAGCCGUCUCCUGAAUCCAUUCGGCGCCGGAUGGAGAUUGAUGAUGGCACUUCCGCAUGGGGAGAUCCAAGCAAGUACAACUACAGCAAUGUGAACAUGUGGAACAAGAAUAACUCUGCAGAGCAGGAUAUUUCUCAGCAACAACCACCUCCACCAGCCCCAAGCUCCAUAGGGCAAAAAGAGAAGAGCUGCAGCUCAGGAUGGGGUGAACCGUAUGCAGGGCCUCAAAAGGGGGAGUCCUCAUCAUGGGCAGAGCCUGCGGUGGACAUUGGCACGUCUGCGUGGGGAAAGCCAAUGGAUUCUGGGUCGAGCUGGGACGAUCCAGGAAGAGAGAACACAGGAAAUGGGUGGAGCUCCCAAUCACAGCACAAAUCCGGACCGAAGCCUGUGCAGAGUAGCUGGGAUGGUGAGAUGGCGAUGCCCGCUCCCUCUAACUGGGAGGAGGAGGAGGAGGUGGAGAUCGGCAUGUGGAAUAACAACACACCACAGGAAGUGAAUCAGUCAGGAAACUGGUCCUACUCGAAGAAGGUCCCUCCUAAGAUGAACAAAGGCGCUGGGAAGCCAGACGAUCCAUGGAUGAACCAGUUUGUGAAGCAUUUCAACAGCAUGAAUUUCACUAGGGAUUCUGAAGACUCCCUGAAGAGCAAUAAGAUGGACAUGUCUGCAGGAAUGAUGGAUAAGAGGAUGGAUGUGGAUAAACACAGUGUUAACAUGCCAUCAGCCCCACGCCACCCAGUCCACAAAGAUCCGCCGCCCAUCGAUCGAAAUUCGUACAUGGAGAAGCUCUCACUGCCCUACGAUAACUCUGUAGUGGAAGAGCAACAAAAUGCACAAAGCUUGAGCUUUCCCCCCUCUAACCCUGCUUCAGGCAGGCAGAAUGUUAACAUGUACGGUGGUGGAAAUGCAGCAGCACAAGGCCGAAACUCCCAGCAGCCUCCAGCACAACCUCUGAACUCGGCUCAGUCCAAUUUACGCAACCAAGUGCCUCCUCCACUGCUCCCCUCUCAGGUCCCUCCAUCGUUGUUGAAGUAUCCACCCAAUAAUGCAGGUCUGAAUACAAUUUUUGGCCCUCAGCAGAUGGCUAUGCUCAAUCAGCUCUCCCAACUCAACCAGCUCUCUCAGCUCAAUCAAAUAAAUCAGCUGCAGCGUCUCCUCAUUCAGCAGAAGACUCAAAAUCAGAGAGUCAUGACUGGCAACAACCGCCAAACCCAAGAACAGCAGGUCCGUGGUUUUCCUGCAGGUGCCAUGGUUCCGCCUCCUCGUCAUGUGGAUCCUCCUCUGCUGAAGCAACACUCCCCCCCUCAGCCUGCAGCAAUGCACCAGCCCAAACCCUACAUGGACAACUUCAUCAGCCUGAACACACCCGACCUGCACAAAGAACAACACGCACUCAACUCUUUCACCAACUUCCCUUUAGCCUUGGCCCCAAACUUGAAUGUAAACAAUCCUGAUAUUGGUAGUGUUGGACUCAAAGAGCCACAGUCCCGUCUCAAGAAGUGGACCGCCAUGGAUGUUUCCAUUAACUCGCCACUCGAUCAAAACCCCAGCAAACCUGGUGCUAUGUCCUCUCUGAGGAUUGAAGACUCUCCCUUUGGUCCGUAUGACUUUAUAAACUCCAGUAAUUCUCCCAUCAGCCCCCCUGGUUCAGUGGGGGAUGGCUGGCCCACUCGUGCCAAAUCACCUCAUGCAUCCUCUAAUGUCAACUGGCCACCAGAGUUUCGUCCCGGUGAGCCAUGGAAAGGUUACCCGAACAUCGACCCUGAGACUGACCCGUUCGUCACUCCCGGCAGUGUGAUUAACAACCUCUCUAUUAACACAGUGCGGGAUGUUGAUCACCUCAGGGACAGGAACAACGGGCCAUCCUCAUCACUAAACACCACGCUGCCUUCCAACAGUGCCUGGACAUCCAUUCGUGCCUCCAACCACAGUAGUUCCCUCAGCAGUACAGCACAAAGCACUUCAGCCAGAAACAGUGACUCUAAAUGGUCUCCUGGUUCAGUGUCUAACUCUUCUUUAGCUCAUGAGCUGUGGAAGGUUCCUCUGUCGACUAAAGGUGUCUCGGCUCCGUCCCGUCCCCCACCUGGCCUCACCGGGCAGAAGCAGCCCUCUUCCUGGGGCAAUGGCGCACUGAGACUUGGUGCCUGGGGCAGCUCUGAACCCAGAUACACCCCAGGCUCCAGCUGGGGUGAAAGCAGCUCAGGGAGAACCAACUGGCUCGUUCUAAAAAAUCUCACACCUCAGAUUGAUGGCUCCACCCUGCGUACCUUGUGCAUGCAGCAUGGUCCACUCAUCACAUUCCACCUGAACCUGCCACACGGAAAUGCUCUCGUCUGCUACAGCUCAAAGGAGGAGGCGGCAAAGGCUCAGAAAUCACUGCACAUGUGUGUGUUGGGGAACACUACUAUCCUGGCUGACUUUGCAAGCGAGGAGGAGAUAAAUCGUUUUUUUGCACAAGGCCAGUCGAUGUGCGUGUCUGCGGGUUGGCAGGCGCUAGCGUCCUCUCAGAGCCGACUCUCGUCAGACGCCUUUUCUAGCGGCGGCGGUGGGGGUGAGCUGCACUCGUCCUCCUCACUGUGGGGGGCACCGAGCUACUCCAGCAGCCUGUGGGGAUCCAGCGCCUGCCCUGAGGGGGGCAAUCGGCUUAGCAGCCCCUCCCCCAUUGCCUCCUUCCUGCCGGUGGAUCACAUGACAGGAAGCGGCGACUCCAUGUAAUGCAUCAAAAUACAACACAAAAAACCCUGUGACCUCAGCGUGGCAUAGCUCAUCUGAAUCAUGACUAUAUAGAUUCUUUAUGGAAAAAAAAAAAUCUAAAGGCACUAGUUUCUUCACUUACAAGCAUAAUAAUAUUAAUCACAAUAAGGCGGGGUCAACCUGUGGAAGUAAGUUACGACUUUUUGUUUUUGAUUUUUUUUUUUUUCUCUCUGCACAUAUGUCCACUUUGUUUUAGCCCAAAAACAAAAACAUAUCAGUGUGAAUACUUGAAUCAUGCAGGCCAAUACGAUAAUGUGAAAGGAUGCGUUUUAAACCUUCCAGGUCGUGCUCUUCAUGCAGACAUACAGGAAAAACUAAAUCUUUCAGCUUAUUCAUGUUUAUCUGAAUUCCAGUUCUUUUAUUUUUUUAUGCGUGUUUGUUUGCUGACAAUGUUUGAGCUUUUUUUUUUUUUUUCUUUUCUUUUUUUUUUUUUUUUUAACUUUGCACUGAAUGUGGUUUUUCUCAGUAUAUAACUCUGCAAUAUCGAGGGAGCCGACAGUUCCAGUGUAGAUGUUUACUCAAGGAUGUUCUUAAAAUGCGUAUGUGUGCGUUUGUGAGUGUGUGUGUGUGUCUGUGUGCGCGCGCGAGUGCAUGUGUGUGUGCGCUCUACUAUGCCUUGACGUACGCCUACCUUAUCGUGGUAUUGUGGAGUCCGAGAUCAAGAUAAGAUGCUGACCUUUAGGAUUACCUGAUGGUGAUAUUACACGUUAAAUGAGUAUUGCACCAAUUUAUCUUUCUUUUUUUGUGUGUUUUAAAAGAAAACUAAAGAAUUUAGCAUUCUGCAGUCUAAAGAAACUGUAGCCACAGCUGUGACUCGCAAAAAAACAGCACUUUGAAGAUAGGCUUUGGAUUACUUUGGUCUUUUUUGGAGGCGCCACAUCGGGUUCCUCUUGUUUACAGACUUUCGAGGGGGGAAACGUACGCUCAUUCUUCCUUCAUUUUAAAUGAGAAACAAAAAAAAUGCACAAAAACCUUUAAAAAAUUAUAAAAUGAGGGAAAAAUAAAUAAAAAAAUUUAAAAAUAAAAAAAGUUGGAAAAAAAAAAAAAAACCUACAGAAACCGUUGUGGAUGAAGACGAUGCGGUGUAUCUCUGGGAAAUACUGAUCAGUGUUCGGCCAUGCCGUCGGUUAUUUGAUGUAUUCCUGUCGUCUGCUCAAUAACCAGCAUGGUUCUCAGGAAAUAUAGCCAGUUUUUCCCCCUCAAAUAAAAACUCCUAAUUGUAGGAAAAAUCAACUUUUAGCACUGAAAUGACUACUUGGAGCUGAGUGCGUUUAUUUCUCUGCCAAAUACCUGCUUUAAGCUGGAGACAUUCUACACACCGCGCUCAUCAAACUGCCCCACUCGCUUCCUUUCUCUAAGUCUGCUUCUUGCUGUCCUACUCCUCUUUUAUUUUUGCUAAUAUUCUCUUCUUAUUACUCUUUGGAAUUGUUUGGUCUUUUUUCCUUUAUCGUUUAUACAGUGGUUUUGUUUCAUCUCUAGUCUUUUCCAUCUUUUUUUCUUAUUCUCAUUCUUCUUCUCCUCUUUCUGCGUUUCAUUCUUUCUCAGUUUUUCCUGCACCUUUACUCAUAUUCUACUAUUGUUCCUUUUUUGUCUCAUUGUUCUUUUUCUUCAGUGUUUGAGUGUGGUUUAAAAGAAAAGAAAAAGCAGAAACUAUGCAUUUCCUGUAGCUCUGUGACGGACUUGCUUUUUCUUUUUUAAGCUCAAGUUUUCCCAAAAGGCAUUUUGAAAAGCUCGUUGUAGAUUAGCCUUUAUUUUUCAGCACCGCCACAGACGGCAGUGUUAGUCUAACUUUUAACAGUCAUCUACAUUUCAUUAAAUGUUUUUUUUUUUUGUUUUGUUUUGUUUUUUUUUUUCCAUCCCCGAAGAUGAUGCAACACCGUGGCUUUUUAACUGUUUACAAAUCGAGUAUGAUUGUAAUGUGUACAGGUCUCUGAAGUUCUUUUACAUUAUGGAUCAAUCUGGCUGCUCGUGUCAUUACUAUUAUCAUUAUCACUAUGAUUAUUAUUAUUAUUAUUAUUAUUAUUGUGUUUUCCCUUUGGUUUCUCAGCGCUGGUGUGUCGGUGUGUGAACAGCUGGAGCCUCUGAUUGCGCCCUCAGAGGGGAAUGUAACCUAAACACACGCGUUAGUCAUGUACAUAACCAUAUAUCGCAUUGUUGAUGCACAGAGAUGUCAGCAUUAGGCGAAGCCAUGGACCUUAAUGUGUGUGUAAGCUGUUUAUGCUCCCUAUUUGCGUGUGUGUAUGUGUGUGUGAGAGAGAUACAUGUUUAAACCCGUGAGUAUUAGCCUUUAUUUUGCGACUUUAUGCUGAGUGUGCCAGUAUUGAACCGUUUUAAUAACCGCUUUACCAAAUCGACUUUAAUCAAAAGCUUCUGCGCUAAAUGAUUCCACAAAUCCAUUAAAAAAAAAAAAAAAACCUUAAAAAAAAAACCUUAAAAAAAAAAAAUCCUAAAAUGCCUUGCGAUUGCACUUGGUGUGUACAGUCACUGAUUAAAGUGUUUGUCCACACAGAGUGUAGCUGUAGAGUGAGAGGAGGAUUAUACUCUGUGUGUGUGUGUGUGUGUGUGUGUGUGUGUGUGUGUGUGUGUGUGUGUAUCUGUCUGUCUGUCCCCAUUACACUCUAACUGUACCCCACUAUACACACACUUUUACUUUGUGUUGCUCCGUGUGUGUGUGUCCAGUCCCUGGGGACGCUGUUCCCCUUCACACACACACACUUCCUUGAUGUGUGGUGCUCCAAACUUUUGUGUGUGCAUGCAGGUAUAUGUCCACAGUGUCCGUUACACCUCACCCAACUGUCCAUGACUACAGUACUCUUAUUUAGCCUCUUCUAAAUCCUUAUUUGUUUGCAAUGGGUGUGUGUGUGUGUGCGCGUGCGUGCGUGUGUGGAAAAUGCUCAACAAUUACACACAUCUGCCUAGGCAUGACUUUUCCGUGCGUGUUUUCUUACAAUAAUGCAGACUUAAUGAUUGUGAGUGUUGGUGCUGGUUUGUUCAGUGUGUGUGUGUGUGUGUGUGUGUGUGUGUGUGUGUGUGUGUUUGCUUCCUCUUUAUGUUCAUGUAUUGCUCAGUCUGUCAGACUCUGUGCAGUGUUAAUUCCACUUCUCAUGUGCAUUUCUGAAUACGUGCUUUGUUUUGUGCGUGUGUGUGGGUUCUACCCAUGUCGUCUUCACUGUAUGUGUGAAUGAACAGCUAUGGAUCUUCCUAGACUCCGUGUCCCAGCACACACACUUCCUUUAAUGUGUAUUGUUCCUGUGUGUGUUUCACCACAGUCUCCGUUACACUCAUUACACUCUAACUACAUGCGUCCAUUACUACACUGCUGUUUAUCCACCCAGUACAUUUUUUGUGUGUGUUAAUGUGGAGAAAAAUCCUCUCUGAGCUUUAACAAUUGUUCUAAUUUGCGCUCGUUUCCCCCACAACUAGCUGACUGAAAUAGAACAGGGGGGAGGGGGGCUUUAGCCACUGAGUUUCUUUCGUUUUCAUUUUGUCCUCUUGUAUAUGCGGUGUUUAUGUAUGAAUGAGAAAACAGUUCUGUAAUCCACUGUCAUGCCAAAUCUAGGGAGGGAGUGCAGGAGGAAAGGGAUUACUCUUUAAAAGCUGGAAUGUGUAUGUGUGUGUUUAUGCUAACUGGAUGGCAAUGUACAAUCCCCAUAAUGCAUAAUGGCAGCCGGGUAAACGGGGGUGGGAAGGGGUGGAAUCUGGCAUAGACAUUCUACUUUUGUACUGAAUGAUUUGUUUCUAAUUGAUCCUGUGAGCGAAUCAUCGCAGUGUGUGUGUGUGUGUGUGUGUGUGUGUGUGGUGUUUAUUUUUUAUUUCUUUUUAAAAAAAAAAAUCGUUCCUACUGUUUGCAAUUUUCGACUUUAAACUGUGAGAGCGUCUCGCCGUCGGUUGUUGUCGUUCCGAUUCUCGAUUGACAAAACCCUAAAAGCUUUAGAAAAAACCAGCACAAAGAGGCCGAACGAGAAACUCUUCCACCCUGGAGAACAUUCGGAGAACGUCUAUGCAGCGAAGGACGAGGCUUCCAUUAGAAUAAUCUGUGUUUAUGCUUAAUAAUAAAUAAAAUAAAAUAAUCCCAAGUGGAAUUUAAGGGUUUUUUUAAAAAAUAAAAAAAAAAAAUCCUUCAAACGCACGUGCCAUGACUGACAUCCGUAUUUUUUUGUGUUUUCUUCUCCAAAAAUAAAGCGGGCCAGUUGUAGCAGACUUUGGAGCAUUAUUAGCGUUAAUGUUAUUGUUAAAUAUUAAUUCAGCGACUUCAUGACACUCCUCAGCGGCAAAAAUGUACACAAAAAAAAGUUUUUAAACUGAAAAUACACCAUUCUGGUUUUAUGCUCACACAAUGCGCGCAUCCUUGAUAUGCACACUGCUUCGCUAGGACUGUUUUUGAAAAAUACAAAGAUUUAAACGUCGCAGAAAUGACAUGAGCGAGCAGGAGGUCUCCUCAGCAUUCCUGCUGUCGUCGUUAGCAUCAAUGUGUUUAGCUUGGGGGAAACUGCACUUUUUGAAGGACAAUCCUUAUUUGUAACGGUCAUUGUUAACAAUAUUUAGUCGACGAAUAAUAACGAGAACACAAGGUAGAAACUCUUGUAGUGAUGAAUGUUUCCUCUAACGCUGUUUUUAUUUUCCUCUUUGUUGCUUGGUUUUCGAUUUUAGUGCCCGAUUUAAGUGGAAUAAAGCCGUAGAGUAGGUUUUUAGCUCUUUUUUUUUUUUUUUUGUUGUUGCCUCUACUUGUAGGACUGAUUAACUGUUUGUAAUGUUCUGAUCUUAAUAUCAGAAUACAAAGCUGUAUAAACUCGGGUGCAACCCGCAAUAAAUAAAUAAAAAGUCUAACAUUGAA